Molecule: messenger RNA, 988 nt
Organism: Dermatophagoides farinae (American house dust mite)
Lineage: Eukaryota; Metazoa; Arthropoda; Arachnida; Sarcoptiformes; Pyroglyphidae
Product: corrinoid adenosyltransferase MMAB
Molecular function (GO): corrinoid adenosyltransferase activity
Source: RefSeq, a predicted model, not a curated record
AGUGCCUGAGUAAGAGAGUGGUAUGAAGCUACACUUAUAAUUGAUGCUGCUUCUACGUUCUCCUUUAAUAUAUAUAGCUCAAUCGUAAUCAUGUUUUGGUUUCUAUGUUUAACAACAUUAACAGCAAUGGCAUCUGUACCUAUUUACCGAAUAUUCGGUUCGUCAAUCCGUUAUCGUUCACGAUUAUUAUGUCAACAUUUUAGCUCAUCAUUCAAUCUGUUGAACCAAUCAUCGACGAAUCAAUUUUCAUCGUCGGAUAGCAAAGAAAAAUUUCGCAUCUAUACCCGAACAGGUGAUAGUGGAACAUCUGGACUUUUUAGCGGCGAACGUCGCCCAAAAGAUGAUGCUAUAUUCGAAGCAUUAGGUACGACAGAUGAACUUACCUCAUGUAUCGGUUUUGCUCGUGAAUUUAUCAAUGAUCCAGUAAUUCUCGAUGAACUUGAACAAAUUCAAUGCAUUCUACAGGAUCUACAGGCAACGGUUGCAACACCGAAAAGUUCAUCAAAUGAAUUUCAAAUACGUAAAACUAAAUGGAAUGUUAAUCACCUGAUUGAUUUGGAAAAAUGGUUAGAAGUUCAUACGGCUAAAUUGCCACCAUUACGCAAUUUUAUCUUACCAUCUGGUGGUAAAGCAGCAUCUUCAUUACAUUUAGCACGUGCUAUAUGUCGACGUGCAGAACGACGUUUAAUUCCUUUGUUGGAUGAAGGUCUUGAACUUCCAGUUGUACAAUAUCUAAAUCGUCUUAGCUCCUAUCUAUUCAUCGUGGCAAGAGUUUGUUGUCAACAAGAAGGCCACAAAGAAGUGGUUUAUUGGGAGCGACCAAAAUAUAAUAGUCAAGAUGAUGAUUAAUAUGUGAACUUCUAAUCCAAACUUGUUAAUUUUUGUUAAUCUAUUCAAAUGAUUAUUUUAAUACUCUGAAUAUCAAAUGUAAUCAGAUGAUCUUUGCUUCAUAUUUUUUCAAUUAAAAUAUAUUUUUCAAUAAAAAGAA